GGUGGGCUGGCCCCGGCGGCGCCAUGUGAUGCCCUCUCCUCCCCGGGCUCUCCCGGCGCGGCGCGGAGCGAGCGGAGCAUCCCGGGGCCGGGCAGGAGCUGCCAGCACGUGGAUGCAGAGACCUGCCUGCCAUCUGCCUGUCCGUGUGUCCCAGCACCCUGCAAGCCUCCUGAGGGCCAGUCAGAGGGGGAGAGCUGAGGCUGUGCCCUCCCUUCAGCCCCUGCCCGUUUCCAGAGCCAUCCCAGACCAUCCAGCAGCUGAAGCCUCCAGUGAGGACCCUCAUCCCUGCAGCUGAUCUGCCAGAGCUGCUCUUCCCACCUCCAGCCCCAUCACAGGUUCUCCUCUUGCCAAAGCAUCCCUUCAGCUGGGUUAGCAGAGGGCAGAGUUUGGAGGCUCCGUGCUGGGCUCUCCUCCCGUCCCGUCCCGCGGUGCUGCCGAUGCUGUUGGCCAUGAGCGCCUGCAGCAGGAAGGCGCUGACCUUGCUCAGCUCAGUGUUCGCCGUCUGCGGCCUCGGCCUCCUGGGCAUCUCUGUCAGCACCGACUACUGGCUCUACCUGGAGGAGGGCAUCGUCCAGCCCCAGAACCAGACGGCCGAGAUCAAGCUCUCGCUGCACUCGGGGCUCUGGAGGGUCUGCUUUCUGGCAGGUGAGGAGCGUGGCCGGUGCUUCACCAUCGAAUACGUCAUGCCCAUGAACAUCCAGCUGACCUCUGAAUCCACAAUCAACGUCCUGAAGAUGAUCCGCUCUGCCACCCCUUUCCCUCUGGUCAGCCUCUUCUUCAUGUUCAUCGGCUUCAUCCUGAGCAACAUCGGCCACAUCCGGCCCCACAGGACCAUCCUCGCCUUCGUCUCGGGGAUCUUCUUCAUCCUCUCAGGUCUGUCACUGGUGGUGGGGCUGGUCCUCUACAUAUCCAGCAUUAAUGACGAGAUGCUCAACAGGACCAAGGACUCGGAGUCGUUCUUCAAUUACAAAUAUGGCUGGUCCUUUGCCUUCUCUGCCAUCUCCUUCCUUCUCACAGAGAGCGCCGGGGUGAUGUCCGUGUACCUGUUCAUGAAGCGCUACACGGCCGAGGACCUCUACAGACCCCACCCCGGCUUCUACCGGCCCCGCCUGAGCAACUGCUCCGACUACUCGGGGCAGUUCCUGCACCCCGACGCGUGGGCGCGGGGCCGCAGCCCCUCGGACAUCUCCAGCGAGGCGUCCCUGCAGAUGAACAGCAGCUACCCAGCCCUGCUCAAGUGCCCUGACUACGACCAGAUGUCCUCGUCCCCGUGCUGAGCCACCCGGCCCCACAGCCCCUCCGCCCCGACUCCGUUUGUCGUUUUUUUAGGCCGCUCUUUUCUGGCCAAUUCUCUAUUUAUAGGAGCGUAAAUAUAACCAGAGAGAUUGGUUAUGUAACCAAUAGUGUAACCUAGAGAAUUGGGAUGUUUCCCUUUCUUUGGUUUUUUUUUGGGUUGUUUUAUUCCUCCCCGCAUAACUAAGAAUCUCUCCAAAGUCCUCCUCUCUCAGCUCAUCCCGCUGAGCAAACAGCAGUUCUGCCUGGGGGAUAAAUCCAGGGCUGGACUCAAGAGCAGGAAAAAGAAAAUAGAGUAGAACUAAGGGGAAAAAAGGUGUAUUUUUUGGUGUAGGUAGGUAGGCUGAUCAAGUUUGUGCAUUCGACUGUAUCAUUGAAUUCUAUAUUUACUGGCCUGAGUGCCAGCAGGCAGAAAAGAUUUGUGUAACAUUCCAAAAAAACAGCAUUAGAAAAACAUAAAUUUUGUCUUGACUGAACACUUAUUGGUUGGUAUCUCUCACUGCUGGAUAUCACUUCCAGCCAGGCUGGAAUGGGAAAUAGCCAUCCUGCCAUGACAUCCUUCCAUGGACACCAGCAGCUCGUUGUUCCUCUCUGGCCACCUGUAAACUCUUGCUUAAAUAUCCCAUGUUAGACUGGAGGCACUCUGGGGUGCUGGGCUGGAGGGAUCAGCAUCCAAAUUUCCUCUGCCAUCCUAUAGACAGGAGGCCUGAAGCAUAAAUGGGAGAAUUUUGGUGCAGCAUUGAGUGGAAAACAGCCCAAACCUUUCCCAUUGGAAACAUCAGGUGCAGGAUUUAGAGGAAAGAAGUUAUUUCAGUGAAAGGCAAGACCCCAAACUGAUUUUGCUGAGAUCAUUGGUACAAGUCCACUGCAGCAAAGCAGUUGGCUUAUUUUACGUUUUGGCAAGAAAAUUGUAUUUUUGGUGCUUUUUUGUUUGAUUGGUUGGGGUUUUUUUUGUUUUGUUUUGUUUUGGUUUGGGGUUUUUUUGUGUGUGUGUGUGUAUUUAUUUUGAGGUUUUAAGUUUGAAAAUUUCAUCUGAUGCUUUGGCAUUUUGGCCUUAGCCAGCUGCCAGGGGAAAACACCACUGCCACUGAGGGAAAACAAAGGGCAGGGAAGGAAAAGGCUGUGAUCCCUCAUGCAAGCCCCAGCUUGUCACCUUGCAGGAGAAAGAGCUUUGCCCAAACUUUAUUUCUGUUCUUGUUACUUUCAACCUUUCUGAAAAUUUCCAUUCUGCAGAAAAAAAACAGUCUGGGGAUUCUUGGUAUAUUUGAGCUUGUUUUGUCUUACUGUUAAUUAAAAGAAAUAGAAUAUU
Melospiza melodia melodia is the source of this 2602-nucleotide messenger RNA. It is a transcript of the gene CACNG5, whose product is annotated as calcium voltage-gated channel auxiliary subunit gamma 5. Gene Ontology annotation, molecular function: channel regulator activity; voltage-gated calcium channel activity. Bases 438 to 1277 code for a protein of 279 amino acids. Gene Ontology annotation, cellular component: AMPA glutamate receptor complex; postsynaptic density membrane. Lineage: Eukaryota; Metazoa; Chordata; Aves; Passeriformes; Passerellidae. The record is from RefSeq and is a predicted model, not a curated record. The transcript is spliced from 7 exons. Gene Ontology annotation, biological process: transmission of nerve impulse; neurotransmitter receptor transport, postsynaptic endosome to lysosome; positive regulation of synaptic transmission, glutamatergic.